GGCUGCUCACUCUGAAGGCCUCGCACCAACAUGCACACUUGUGCUCACUCGCAAUCGACAGCCUCGUUGCGACUCUGCCAUAUUUUCUGCUCUUCUACUUCUACUUCUCUUCCCCUCUUACAAAUCCUGUCUUACUUGCGCGAGAGCUCUCGUAUCUCUGAAGAUGGUCUUCGAUCGACCGUUUGGUCCUUGCUGGCAAGCGUAGUUUCAAUGGCGUCGCAAGCCUCGUCUCCCAGUAUUUCUGGGCAAGGCCAUGGAUCAGAGGGCAACAAGAACCGUCCAAAGAGCAACAUCACACGUGUGCGAACAGGAUGUUUUACGUGCAGAAAGCGAAGGAAGAAGUGUGAUGAAAGGAGGCCCAUUUGCUCGAAUUGUCAAAGGACAAAUGUGGUGUGUGAAGGCUUUCCUCAGCAAGUCUUCUGGGAGACUCGAAGCGCAGCAAGAAGAGCAGUGGUCUCGAGGUCAAAUUCAGUCACAAGCCCAACGUUCUACACUUCUCCAACUUCUGGGGCAGGAAUUCCUGAUCUCAGCAUGGACUUUGGACAGUGGAUAGACCAUUUGCCUUCCCAAUUCUCUCCGCCGUAUCAAGGACAUGCUCUAGCCCGCCUGGAAGAUCGACCGCUCGACGAUGAUAUGGGCUACAUCUUUGAUCAAUUCAAUGGCUCGGCAAUCGGAGGCGUCGCGAGUCUAGAUCAAGCACCUGGUUUUCUCGAUUACCAGGGAAUUUCUCGCGAACUUGUAAUCAGGGAAGAUCCAUCACAGGAGCGAGCUAUAACCCAAAACGCCUUCCAGGAAGCGUUUAUUCCAAUCGAGCUACCAUUUCUGAUCACGGGGGUGGACACAACUAUACACCAAAGGCUUUUUUGUCAUUUCACAGGCGUGAUGAGCCAACUCCUUACCACUUUCUCUGGGCAGUCGAACCCUUUCAAUCAAGUCGUUAUCCCAAUGGCCAUGGAGGAUCACAACGUGAUGGAUACUUUGCUAUGUCUAGCCGGCUCCCACCUGUUAAAGGUACAACCUACGGUGUUGAACGGAGAAUUGCUAGCUGAGAAGCGACGAUUGCAUGAAAAUGCUCUACGAACACAAGAACUUCGUGUCCAAGAUCUAAGGAAGUCAUUCACGGGAUCUGGCCUACCUUAUUCUAUCCAAUAUCAAGAAACUGUUCUCGCCACGUCGCUACUUCUCUGUCUCUUUGAAAUCUGCGAAGGAAGCAGUGAUGGAAGUUGGAAGUACCAUCUUAAAAUCGCCCGAGAAAUCAUCACCAUGGCAUCAGAAUCCCAAGGCCCAGGUUCUCCCUCAAGCAGAACAACAGACAUCAACCCCUUCCUCCUCGAGUUCUUCCUCUACCACGACUCCCUCGCAACGGUAACCAGUCCCUCCAACCCAGUCAAUACACCCAAAUUCCGCAACAAAGCCGAGAUCUCCGACCAAGAUACCUCCAUGGUCGGCGUCCAAGACGGCCUCAUCGAAUUCAUCAUCCAAAUCUCCGCCCUCCGAGCUGAAGCAGACGCCAGCAACCACCAACCCGACGGGAACGUGAUCUGCAAAGCAGUUCAAAUCUGGCAAGACCUCGCGAACUGGAGACCCCGAUCCAUCACCACCAAAGAGCGACGACUAAUCACGGAGUUCUACCAAUGGGCUCUGUUCAUCUGGCUCUAUUCCAUCGUCUACCCGGACGGCAAAGCCGAUGCCAAGGUCCAGAGCGCCGUACAGCGGAUCGCGGAGGGGAUGUGCGAGAUUAACUCCGGAGAUGGAGUUAUGGCUUGUUUGUUGUUUCCUUUGUUUGUGAUUGGGUCGGCGGCUAUUACGAACAGGGAUCGGGAGACGGUAUUGGCGCAUUUUAGGAAGUUGAGGAAUUGGAGCGCGUUGGGGAACAUUGAUUUGACGGAGAAGGUUGUUAGGAAGAUGUGGAUGGAUCAUGAUGUUGGGUUGCCGGGGUCUUGGGAUUGGGUUAAACAGUUGGAAACUCAUGGGAUGAGUCUUUUGGUUACGUGAUGAUGAUGAUGGGAUGAGGUGGUUCGGCCAAGAGUGUAGGAUCUGGGGAAAAUAUUCAUACAUCUAUAAUGUUACUUCUCAUUUUAUCUUGUAUUCUUUGCUUUGGUUCAUUGCUUGCUCGAGGCCUUCAACAUAUGCCAGCUGGAAAUACCUUCUCAUUCACAUUCAUAUUCACGUCCACAUUUCUCUAUGUCCCAAUAUUCAGCUGUCUCCGCAUCCUCCUCAGCUCAAACAUUCUUGAUCUUCACACUUAUCUCAACACCCACUCCCUGCUCCCCAGCAGCAAGCGUUCUCAGCGCUCUCUCCCUUCCCCUCCACCUUUCCACUUCCUCGCAACUCAACCUCUAACCCUAAUCCCUCCCUCUUAUAAAUCAAGGCAAAGAUCAGCAUCACCUAGUAUUGAACCCUCUCUUAUCUAUCUAUCUAUCUAAGAACAAGGUG
Messenger RNA from Mollisia scopiformis, 2436 nucleotides. RefSeq lists its product as uncharacterized. Gene Ontology annotation, cellular component: nucleus. Bases 31 to 1995 code for a protein of 654 amino acids. NCBI's taxonomy places the organism in Eukaryota, Fungi, Ascomycota, Leotiomycetes, Helotiales, Mollisiaceae. The transcript has 3 exons. The record is from RefSeq and is a predicted model, not a curated record. Gene Ontology annotation, biological process: positive regulation of transcription by RNA polymerase II. Gene Ontology annotation, molecular function: transcription cis-regulatory region binding; zinc ion binding; DNA-binding transcription factor activity, RNA polymerase II-specific.